AUGUCAUCUCAAACUCCCGCGGAUUCCACCAACUCUAUCGAGAAUUAUGAAAAACUUAUCCGAGAACGCGAUGAGCUUAACGUACAGGGACGCCAGGAAACUCAACUCAAAGUGGUUUCCGAUGUACAACUCCGUCUCAAUCGGUCUCUACAGACGGUUAGGCAGUCCCUCGACUGCCGAAAGUGCCAUGGCCUCCUGUUUCAGCCCUAUGGCCUUGUCUGUGAGCACUCUGUUUGUGCUCGAUGCCUGGUUGAACUCAAGGAGGAGUCCAAUCCGCCGCGAUGUCCCAAGUGUUACACUGAGAUCUUGCUUCCUCCAAUCUUUUCCCCGCACCUCCACGCCAUGGCUGUAUCCUAUGCGGCGUACAAGGGAGAUCCAAUACCCCCUCCCGUUGAGUUUAUCUGGCCAGAACCAAAGCCUGAGCUGAUUGAGAAGGGCAUCAAACGAUAUGCCGACGAAAAGAGAUAG
This is a messenger RNA of Marasmius oreades (fairy-ring Marasmius), 468 nucleotides long. RefSeq lists its product as uncharacterized. Bases 1 to 468 code for a protein of 155 amino acids. The record is from RefSeq and is a predicted model, not a curated record. NCBI's taxonomy places the organism in Eukaryota, Fungi, Basidiomycota, Agaricomycetes, Agaricales, Marasmiaceae. The transcript is spliced from 3 exons.